CCUCGGUUUCAUUUGAUAGAGCUAGAGCCAUGAGCAGAAUCGAACUUUCCUCCUCUAUCCCCUCUUCUUCUUCUUCAACGGGUAGCGUUCCAGCACGCGACUGGGGGAGUCUCCCCAAAGAUGUACUUCCCUUGAUCUCUAAAAAAUUGUAUUCAGUGCACUAUACCCGUCAGGUUCGCGCCGUCUGUCACCAUUUUAAAUUCUCAAUUCCGAAUCCUCCAAGACCCCCAAACCCACGAUUGGAUCUUCCAUAUCCCUUUCCUGUUGAAUAUCCAUCAACAAGUUUCCCUGAUGAGUUCUAUGUACUCGUCGAGUCCAAAAUUUAUGCCAUUGAGCCUCACAAUGCUGACGAAACCACUCGGACCUGGAUGGUUAAAGUUCAAGAGUCCCAUACUGACAGAGUCCAAGUGGAGCACCCGCUCUCUAGGUUUCUUCCUCCACCGUUCGCCGACAACUUACCCAACGCUCUGAAUUUGCUUGAUCUUCGAGUAGUGGAAGUUGAUAAAAAGUACAGACUCCAGCACUUUUCUGGAAUUGAAGGUAAAAUCCUUCCUGUUAGCAAUACGGAACCUAUAUCUUUUAAGAAGGUGGCUGUGACUACUUGUUAUAGCCAGGAUGAUGAUAAAUUCACCAUUCUGGCGCUGUUUAAUUAUAAACUUGCUCUUUGGAGAAACGUUGACAAGGACUGGAUUAUUAUCGAAAGGGAUCCUGAUAAGUUUGAACGUCAUGAUGUGUUUGUGGAUAUUCUUUACCACAAUCAAACUUUCUAUGCUUUGACCAUGUCGGGCAUCGUCACAAGAAUAGAUGCAGAGACGUUGACCUUCUAUAAAAUUACUCAGCCAGCCCAAUUUGGUAAUAAAGGGAUUUUACACUUGGUCGGAUCGCUGAAUGACUUGCUUUUAGUUGUGAAAUACCAAAGCUGGUUCGAGCUUGGUACUUAUGACGGGUUGUCUUUCAAGGUUUACAGGCUGGAUAUGAGAAGGCUAAGUUGGAUUCGAAUGGAGAGUGGUUUGGAAGAUCGAAUCCUGUUUCUGGGUGAUGAUUGUUCCUACUCUGUUUCUGCCAAGGAGUUCCAUGGUUGUCGAGGGAAUUGUAUUUAUUUCCAUCAUUUUAAAUGCUCAAGCUUUGUUAUUACUAAAAAUGUUCAACCCAGCAAGAAAAUUAGCGUUUAUGACUUGACUGAAGGUGCUGUUGUUGAAGGAUUUCCGGAGAUCUUUUCUCCUCCUCCAUGGUUGGAGCACCAUUCUAUGUCAGUUCCUCGUGACCAAAUCGGAUGAUCAAAACAGAAUCUAUAGCUGCUUCAGGGCAAUUCGCAGGCGGGUCAAGUCUCCAACAUCGUAAAGUUUGUAGUUUAUAGUUCUAACUACUCUAAGUUGCUGCAGAAGCCUUGUUCUUAGUAUUUGUGUAUAUGUACCAGUUUAAGUGUGUCAUAGGAGUAUUAUGAGUAGUGUUUCAACUAUAGAUGGUUGAGGUGUUGGUUUAAACUAUUAAGCGUGUACUGAAUAUGGAUGAUUGAGAAGUUUUG
Molecule: messenger RNA, 1525 nt
Organism: Pistacia vera
Lineage: Eukaryota; Viridiplantae; Streptophyta; Magnoliopsida; Sapindales; Anacardiaceae
Product: F-box protein SKIP23-like
Exons: 2
Coding region: 30-1277 (415 amino acids)
Source: RefSeq, a predicted model, not a curated record